AUGCCGUCGCACAAACGAGCAAUAUCUGGUGAUAGCGGUGAUGAACCGCUAGCUAUUUUACAUCGUAUCCGCAACAUGUGGCAAUUCGCCAACCUGUGUCAGUGGAUAUACAUGUUUGGCAAGGCUGCGAAGAUUGAUGAUGCCAUCGACAUUGAGCGUAUCGAACCGUAUGGAUGGGACAAACACGACCGAGUGUAUUAUGUGUUGGACGACAACAGAAUAUACCGAUUUACAGAACCACAAAGCAAUGACCCUCAACUAAAACCCAGAAAGACGAAGCAGUACCGGACUGGUCGCCGAGUAAGCAAGAGACGACGCAUAGCGUCAUCUUGUGAAGACGAUGUUGAGGAUUUGAGUAACAGACAAUAUGAUUCACAGCUUCCCGAGGAUGAUCUUGGUGGAGGGACUUGGGAAUGCAUUGCUAUCACGUUGCAAGAAACCAAGGCUUUCAUAGAAACAUUGGCGAGAACUCGUGAUGGAAAUGAAAAAACAUUGCGAAAACAGCUAGAAAUGCAUUUACUACCGAUCCUUGAAAAGCAGGAGGAAGCGACGAAACGACGAGAGCUCCAGCGAGAACGCGAGUUGUUAAACAUGGCCAAGAUGGCAAAUGCCAAAAGGUCGAGUCGAAUUGCCGAUAAGGUGGAAAAGAAGAAGAGAGAUGUAGAGGAAAAGGAGGAACAGCGUCAGAGGUUAGAAGCCGAGAGAGCCGAGCACCGGGAGAAGCUUGCCCAGCUUAAGCUUGAGCAAGAGCGCGAUUCCCGCAUGUAUGCUCGCCAGCGUCGUUUGAAGGAGAGAGAAGCCCGUCGCAUGCGCCAUGAAGAAGAGCUAGCCCAAUUGUCUGAGGAUAGCAAGCACGCUCCUGAGGCCGCACGCAUCUCUGAGCGACGCCUUCAUGCCGAGAUCCAGCGAAAUCAACAAGCACUAAAGGACAUUGAACAAGAAGAAGACAACUGGGUCUUUGAUUGCAUUUGUGGAUUACAUGGCCAGGUUGAUGAUGGUACUCACAGCGUUGCCUGCGAAUCUUGUAACGUUUGGCAGCACAGCAAGUGCCUAGGGAUCCCUGAAGACGAAGCAGACCAAAGCGAGUUCCAUUUUGUUUGUUCGUCUUGCAGGCGCCGAGACGAUGACAAGAAUACAUCACCAAAGACUAUCAUCAAAAUCAAAGUUCGACCGUCGAAGACCAUGUUGAACGCUCCAACAAGGGUGGAUGCACACACGGUAUCGGAAGUGAAACAUGAUUCGAUCAUCUAUUCGGGUCAAGGUCAUUCGGCGGAUAAGCCAUCAUCUUUAGUGUUACAGAGGAAAACUCAGCGCAACGGGUUGGUAAUGGUCUCCAAUCAACCGCCAUCUCAAGCGACAAUAUCCAGACUUCCUUCUAAUAGAGAUGUUGAGUCUUACAAGUAUUGCAAUUCUUCAAACAAGGCGUCUCGCAAUAUUUCUGGCCCUACAGCGCUAUCUGAAAGUCAACCCGUCGCUACUUAUGGUUCGUCUACUGCAAAGCAGGACGUCACCAGGAAUGCACAGGCCGGAGGAUUAGCUCAGCUCAGUUUGCCCAUUGUGGACACAAAGGCUCCAAUUGAUGCAGGUGAAUCCCUUUCUUCAGCACCCUAUUUGGCACCAGGGGAUAGCAAAUACUCGGCCCUACGUCUCAAUCAAACCGGUUGUUCUCCUUUAACACAACAAUCACCAACAAUCCUCAUGCCGGUCACACACACAAAGGACAAUCUUGGAUCAUGCAAAGAGGCCGCUGAGGAAAGAAAUUCACCGUCUGCACCUGAUUCACUAUCGGUCUCCAUUACAUCAUUUGCGGCUACACCAGGCUUUGUAUCAACGCCAAUAAGGCCGAACGAAGAACACGAGGCCGGUUAG
Molecule: messenger RNA, 1869 nt
Organism: Metarhizium acridum CQMa 102
Lineage: Eukaryota; Fungi; Ascomycota; Sordariomycetes; Hypocreales; Clavicipitaceae
Source: RefSeq, a predicted model, not a curated record